CAAAAUGGCGGCUCCCAGCUGAGUUGACGGUCGUGGGAAUGACUUGUGCAAGAAAGUACGCUUUCGAAGGUAUAACGUGGUAAACCCUAUGGAACAGGACGUCGCGCACUGGGAGCUACUGUCGGAAGUUCACGAUCGCUUACUCUCAGGUUGUGCCUGCAGGCUGAGUGCUCCUGAUGAGUGGUUGUCCUUGCUAAAGAGAACUGAAUAUGCGCAAGACCAAGCUAGUACACUCUGUGUGUUAUCCACCAUUCAAUUUAUGUGUGAGAUAGCGCACGAGAGCCGGAUGCUCGGGAAACUAUGCCCCUCGCUUUGGAGUAAUAUUUUAACCCUCCAGUCGGAAUUGGUGAUCAAGUCAUUGCACACCUUCUGUAUUUUGCCACAGUGUAAAUUCCGCAUAUACUGUGGUAUCCAGUGCAUGGCUGCUGUUGCUAAUUCAAGUGCCGAGGCAUGGAACAGUGUAAUGACGUUGCUUGAAGAACGGGCAGAUGGUUUCCAAACUAUAUCUACGAAGCAGAGAGAGAUAUACUUCCAGUUGAUAUCUAGGUUGCUUCAGAAUGUGGUGGAAGAUACGCAUCCACUUGGAAAGCUGACUGUCACUUGCAAGUCAGCAACAAGUGGUUCGUUUGGGCACAGCAGCGGUGCACCAAAGCGUGACAUCGCUGAUGUCGUCCGUAAGUGGUGGAAUGCAAUAUGGAGUGAAGGCUUACGAGGUGCUCCUUACACUUAUCUACAAGCCAUGCUAAGCCUCUGGUUGAGGAUUUUGGAAGACUGCCAAGAUAUGGAGACGUUUCACGAACUUUCCGCAGCUUGGAUUAUCGAUACCGUAACCGACGCGUGCCCUUUGCUGUCGAAUAUGUGCCUGCAAGUUUGUGACAAAGGACUACAGUCCGUUGCUACAGAUCCAAUUGUGGAUGUUUCGCCAUGUGUUCUACAGCUUGCCAAGACACUAAUCAGUUCGGUGGAAGGUGGAUGGCUAAAUCGGAUACAGUACAGGACAGAAUUUUGUGGGUUUGGAGGAACAGUGCUUCAGGGAAGGUCUCAGUCUGAGCAAGGGGAUGAAAACGUCAUUACUGGAGACGCUCGUAUGUUGAGAAGGACCCUGCUUGCAGUGUUUAAAGCUUCUGUAGUUCAUCUGCAGCAAGGUGGAGCAUCGGUGCCCACUGUUUUACAUCAAACGUUUCAGUGGAUGCACCUAAGGACAAACAAGUUAAACUGGACAAAAGAAAGGAUUAUCGUUGAACUCUUUGUAGAACAAGACGAUCAACUGCUAGAAUGCCUUCACGCUCUGCUGUUACUGCAUUGUGCGCAUGAAAACGACAAGUCAUCAAAGAGCCACAAAGGGGACAAUCCCGUUCCCGAUCCUCACAUCAUGCUCUUGCUCUUCCUUCAUUCACUGUGUAAUGACCACAGUGCCUUGGUAGACUUGCUCACAUCAGAUGAAACGUGUGCUCUUUUAUACUUUGUCCGCUACCUGAAGACCGCGAUAUCAAACUGGACAGCAUUUGUGGGUGCGCAUACAAAUUGUAGUAAUGUGCCAGAUGCAUCAAGUUCCAUGCCAAAUCAAUUUUGCCUCGACGACACCAUGGCUGUGUUAAUCAGACUUCGGUUAAAACUGGAGAAAAUGUUUCGUCAAGGGUUAGUUCCGUUUAACGUCAGACCAUUGUUAAGGCUGCUUCAAAAGUGUGAGUGUCUGUAUGAAGGUACUGAGCUGUAGCCAUAUUUUAUGCACUUUGUAUGAAGCCAAGACAAACUGUCUAUAGGGUACAAGAUGUAAAUAAAAUAGGGACUAUUUAUUGUA
Messenger RNA from Ornithodoros turicata, 1801 nucleotides. RefSeq lists its product as uncharacterized. NCBI's taxonomy places the organism in Eukaryota, Metazoa, Arthropoda, Arachnida, Ixodida, Argasidae. The record is from RefSeq and is a predicted model, not a curated record. Bases 89 to 1717 code for a protein of 542 amino acids. The transcript has 9 exons.